Molecule: messenger RNA, 1761 nt
Organism: Saccoglossus kowalevskii
Lineage: Eukaryota; Metazoa; Hemichordata; Enteropneusta; Harrimaniidae
Source: RefSeq, a predicted model, not a curated record
UUUUGUAAUGGUGGAAUUUCUAGCUGUGUGAUUUGUUUUUCGUGCAAAUUUAGCAGAACAAUGCAAAUUCACAUAUCUCCUCGAUGUCUACGUAUAGAGUAUGAGAUACCACAACGAAGAGAAGUCACAAAUGUACUCACAAUUGAUUGUAUGUGAACUGUGUCACCGUUUGCUCUUUUUUUUCACCUCGAUGACGAUGUCGAUGAUUUAUUUUCAAAAUACACCCAGUCUGCUUUGACAUUAUUGUGAUGCUGUAGAAAUUAGUGGAUUUCAUCUGUCGAGCAAAAUCAGACUUCUGAGAACUCCUGACAAAAUGGAUACAGCAGAUGAUGUUGGACCUGAUGUUCCAAGUCUUCAGUCAACAAUGCAAAUCACUCGACCAGAGCGAUAUGACAUAGAUGAUAAAGUUCAAUCGCCAAUUUCAUCUCGUAGUAAUUUAUCGCAAAUGUUUGAUUUUAGCAGUAUAUUGAGAGCACAUCCUCGGAAAUAUGAACUUAUUCUUGAGGAGGAAGAGAGGGAUCUUCAACAAAGUAAACCCUCAACUAAUGUCCGAAGGAAGACCCCAAGAAGCAGAUCUGUUGAUAGCAGAAUCAGGUCAACCAAUAAAGAUAAAGGGGUAGAGAAACAGAGAGAUGAGUUCUUGAAAAAGAAAUCCCUUUCACAUGCUGAUGUGUCUCCAUCUCCUUCGCAUACUGAAGUAAUGCCUUACGGGAUCAGCCAAAAAAGUAGCGCAGAUGAUACUAAUGAAAAGACAUCACGUUUCCUAGAUUUAAAAAAUGAGCUGAUAUCCACAAGUGAUGAGACAGCACACAUGUAUGAACCACCAGUGACCGAUUCUGAGGAUGAAGUUACUGUUGUUCCAGCCACACAGUCACGUUUUCUAUCUCGUCAACAUAGUUUUCCUCUUUUGGAUGAAGAAAUGGAAUUUGCUACAGUCACUUUACCCGACGGCUCUAAAGUUCAGCUCCCUGAUGUUGAUGUUAUAGCAAGUGGGCAGCAAACUCCAGUAUCAGAGAAUCCAUCUCCAGUGUGCACUCCAAAGCAUUCACCAAGAUUAAGAGCCAGACAUGAUUUGCAAGAGGAGAAUAUGAAAUGUGUACCAGUCCUAAUUCAGUCCAACGUGAAGAAACUGUUUGGAAUUGGUCCUGAGUUUCAGCAUCCACCUGAGCACACGUGUGUCAGAGAGGAUGAUGCAAGACAGCUGGGUUUGAUGCAAAGAGUUGUCCAAGGGGGCUUCACAGCAAAUAAAAAGAGUUUCUUUCACCAGAGAGAAGACAUGGAUUUCUUUCCCCCUGAUAACCCCCCAAAGACUUCAGCUGUAGAUGGAGCCCAGAAAGUAAAAAAUCGGUUUAUUUCAAAACCGGAAAUGAAUUUUCUUUCUCCAACAUCAAUGUGAUUAGUCAUUUAUGAGAUAAAUAUUUAUUGUUUUUCUAGUGUUCAGUACAUCAGUGAUACAUAUUUAGUCACAAAGGCAAGAAUACAACUUGUAGUUAUAAUUUUAAACUAAAAUGUUUGAGAGUGAAUAAUAUUUUGCAUAUCUCUGCCUAUAUUAUGUCGUCUUUUACGAGUACCUAGGUUUUUGUUGUGAAAGUGAAGACCUGGCCAGCUUUUGCCACAUAAAGCAGACAUUAAAGACAUUAAGACUAGAAUGCACACAUGCAGGCAAGCAGGCACGCACGCAGGCAGGCACGCAGGCAGGCAGGCACGCACGCCUAUGUAACGUUGCACAUGUAAAUAAAAGUUUUCCUUCUAUUCGCUGUU